Molecule: messenger RNA, 963 nt
Organism: Brassica rapa (field mustard)
Lineage: Eukaryota; Viridiplantae; Streptophyta; Magnoliopsida; Brassicales; Brassicaceae
Product: cytochrome B5
Cellular component (GO): membrane; intracellular membrane-bounded organelle
Molecular function (GO): heme binding
Source: RefSeq, a predicted model, not a curated record
AAGGAUAAAAUCCACCCAAUGAUGCGUCAAUGAUAAAAGAGAUUUCUAAUUUGAAAAUCUUUCUUGCGUUAUUGGGCCUGAUGAGAAAAGUCUCAUAAGUUUAAACAAAAUAAACAAUGAUGCUUCAAUUGUUUUGAGAAAAAUAAAACGUGAAGAACUUCACCCACCUACCUGAGGUGGCUGACCACUUUGAGCAUAUUCUUCACGUUUCACCAUGUUCCGAAACAAAAACAAGACUGUAAUUUUAUUAGAAAAAUCAAGAAAUAACAAUAUUCAAGAACUUCACAACUUACAAUAUAAACAGAAGGCGUGAGGUCUAAGAAGUUGCGCUCUGUUGUAUAUUGGUUUAUUACUCGCCGGCAAGAGCAUCAGAAAGUAAUCAAUGGCCAAGCUUAUCUCGUUUCAUGAUGUGGCUAAACAUAAAUGCAAGAAUGAUUGUUGGAUUCUCAUCCAUGGAAAGGUUUAUGACGUCAGCAGUUUCAUAGACGAACAUCCCGGCGGUGACAAUGUUCUCCUCGCCGUCACUGGAAAGGACGCGUCGACUGAUUUUGACGAUGUGAACCAUAGCAAUGAAGCGAAAGAGACGAUGAAGAAAUAUUAUAUCGGUGACGUUGACAAGUCAACUGUCCCGGUGACGGCGAAGUAUAUUCCACCGUGGGAGAAAGAAUCUACUGCUGAAACCACAAAAGACGAAUCUGGAAACAAGAUGCUUGUAUACUUCGUUCCUCUCUUGAUUCUCGGCGUUGCUUUCUUUCUCAGAUUCUACAACAACAAGCAGACAACUUAAGAACAAUUAUGUUGAGACGUGAGAGAAAGAUCCAUCGCAGUGUUUCAUAAGGUUGUAUUAUUAAUAUUAUAUAGGUUUUGUGUGUGUAAUAAUGGCAUUUUCUUUGGCCCAUGAAUGGUGUUUGAUUUGUCUUUAUGUGACUGAGCCGUUGCAAUUAGGCCCUUGUUAUAUCUCAA